GCGUUGGAGAAAGGCGACGGUCAAAUAGAGGUUACUGUGGACAGCACAACUUACUCUACCUUCUCGGCUCAGGUUCGUUCGCGCUUUGCUCGAAAAAUUGCCGACAGUCACCUGUGGACGUCAGUGUUUGGAAAAGCAUGCAGCAGCACCUUCACACGUGUGCAAAGAGCUUCAUGUUGUCUUUCAGUUUUGUUUAGUGCAAUGAUAGCUAAUGCCAUGUUCUAUAACACUGGUGGCGAAUCCGAUGGUGCUAUUCAGGUUGGGCCUUUUAAGUUUUCUUGGAAACAGAUAGUCAUCGGAGUACAAAGUGGCAUUAUCAUUGCACCUAUAAACAUAAUAAUUGCUUUCCUGUUUAAGUCUAGCAGACCGAGGAAGAAAAGCAGUGAAAAAUACCAAGUGACAGACGAGGCCCAACGACUUUUGGAUGAAAUAACGGACACUGGUUGUAUGCUACCUCAUUUCUUUGUCUAUGUAGGCUGGUUACUCUGCUUCUGUACGACUAUGGCGGCAGCAACGUUUACGCUGUUUUACAGUCUAAUGUGGGGAAAGGAAACCUCUGAGCAGUGGCUUGCUUCCAUCUUGAUCUCCAAUGGACAAGAUAUUUUCGUUGUACAACCCACGAAGGUAAUGAUAGCAGUCAUCGUUAUAUCCUUUCUCCUGAUCAGAAAGAAUAAAAUCCAAUAUGAAGAAGAAAAAGAGGAAAUUGCAAUCGAUCCACUAGCAAUUGAAAUAGACUUUUUAAGUGACGAUCCCAAACAGCGAUUUAAGAAAUGUCAGCGUGAAAAGAUGAGGGAGAGGUCAAAAAAGGAAGCUCAGUUAACAACCAUGACAAGAGACAUUAUCCUUCAUCUGAUAUUUGUGUUUCUUCUGGCCAUCGUUUCUUAUGGAAACAAGAAUGGAAAUCGUUUCCUGAUGACAACUGAGACGAGAAAUCGAUUCGCUAAAUUCAAUGUGGUAUCUGAUGCACAAAGAUUUGAAGCCUGGUUAAGGAACGAGUUCCUAUCAAACAUUUAUAAUCAGGUUCCUGCCAAUCCUUUCCUAAAAUCGUCUCAACUUGCUAUUACGACUACUCCUCAGAUAGUGAGGACACUACUUUCCUAAGCCUUCCUGGCUGGAGGCCUCUUCCCUUCAACACAUCGUGGCCAAAUGCUUUACAAAUGUGCCCAAAACCUUGGCGAUACCAAUC
This is a messenger RNA of Pocillopora damicornis (cauliflower coral), 1186 nucleotides long. RefSeq names its product polycystin-1-like protein 2. Gene Ontology annotation, biological process: detection of mechanical stimulus. The record is from RefSeq and is a predicted model, not a curated record. Gene Ontology annotation, cellular component: membrane. Lineage: Eukaryota; Metazoa; Cnidaria; Anthozoa; Scleractinia; Pocilloporidae. Gene Ontology annotation, molecular function: protein binding; calcium ion binding; calcium channel activity.